Daucus carota subsp. sativus is the source of this 3993-nucleotide messenger RNA. RefSeq lists its product as uncharacterized. Lineage: Eukaryota; Viridiplantae; Streptophyta; Magnoliopsida; Apiales; Apiaceae. The record is from RefSeq and is a predicted model, not a curated record. Bases 627 to 3851 code for a protein of 1074 amino acids. The transcript is spliced from 4 exons.
CCUAACAUUGCAUAAUGAUGUUGCCACCAAAAACGUUGCCUUAGAUGCUUAAAAUUUGAUUGAACUGGGUGUAUACCAACAUCAUAUAGCGGUGUUGCCAUUGAUCCGAAAACUGUUGCCUUAACCACAAAAAAAUCGCAAUGCCAACAUCUUGCCAACAUCUUGUGAGAUGUUGCCUUAGAGAAGAGUUAAAAUAAAAGAGGGAAACAUCCCGCUUUGUUUUGAUAGUCAAAUUUUUAAACAAAAUUCAGCUGCAACCGCCUUAGAAAAAACAUAUCUCUCCUGCAUAUCUCAGACAAUUAAAACAAAAAUUAAAAACAUAUCUCUCAUCUCUCUCUCUCAGACAAUCUCUCUCCUCGAACUCACUCUCUCUCAGACAAAACCUCCCUCUCUCUCUCUCUCCCGCAUCUCUUACUCAAUCUCUCCCGUAUACCUCUCUUCUGAAUCUUCUCCAUCUCACUCUUUCAUCUCUUCCUCUCAUCUCGUUCUCAUAUCUCUCAUCUCUCGAAGCUCGAAUCUGCAAAAAUUUGGGAAAGGGGGCUGGUUCGACGACUUUAAAGAAGGAGCUCUGUUGUUUUUCUCUCGUAGCUUUAAUUUGGUCGAACUCUAACUAUAAGAACAUAAAGAUGAGUGAAAUAUGGAUUAAUCUUCCAAGGUUCAGUGAAGAGUACAGCAAGGGGGUUAAAGAUUUUGUAGAAAAUGCUAUGGUUCAUUAUGCUGUAGAAAAUGAAAUGAAGUGUCCUUGUAGUUUAUGUAAAAGUAAGCAAUGGUGGGGUGCAGAACAAGUGUAUAACCACCUGAUUUGUAAUGGUCCAUCUGUGGUAGAAGUUAGCUGGAUUUACGACGUCUCAAACAUGGUAAAUGGUAGUACUGAAGGGAUGGAUUGUCAAGAAAAUGUCGGGUUCGAAGAUAAUCUGGAAGAAAUGUUGAAUGUUACUUGCGCCUACGGUGGAGCGAAUGCAGAUGCAAGGAAAUUUUUUCGCCUUGUUGAGGACGGAAAAAAGCCAUUGUAUCCGGGCUCCAAAAAAUUUACUCGGCUAAGUUUCCUUGUUAGGCUUUACCACUGGAAAUGUCUACAUGGAGUAACCGAGUCGGCAUUUGGUGAUCUAUUACUACUAAUAAAAGAGGCAUUCCCCGAUGUUGAAGUACCAUCCUCUUUCAAUGCUGCUAAAAAGGUAAUCAAGGAUUUAGGCCUUGACUACAAAAAAAUACAUGCAUGUCCAAAUGACUGCAUGUUAUUUUGGGAUGAAAAUAAGGAUGAAAUUUCUUGUAGAAACUGCGGUGCCUCAAGGUGGACUGAUGCGAAAAAUGGAGACGACAACAGCAAGAUUCCAGCGAAGGUCAUGAGAUAUUUUCCUUUAAAACCAAGGCUGCAGCGACUGUAUAUGUCAAAGGAUUUCUCUAAAUUAAUGACCUGGCACGCAGUGGAGCGAAAGAAAGACGGAAAGUUACGACAUCCGGCAGAUGGCAAGGCCUGGAAGCUGAUGGAUUCAAAAUAUCCAACAUUUUCAGCAGAAAAACGGAACAUACGAUUGGGAAUAGCUGCUGACGGGUUCAAUCCAUUUCGCACAAUGAGUACCAGUCAUAGCACAUGGCCAGUUGUAGUAGUCAACUACAACCUUCCUCCCUGGCUUAACAUGAAACCAGAAAAUUUAAUCCUCUCGACACUCAUACCAGGUCCCAAUGAUCCUGGAAAUAAUUUAGACGUCUAUAUGCAGCCUUUAGUAAAGGAAUUGAAAGAGUUAUGGGAGGAAGGAAUUGAAACAUAUGAUGCUUCGACAAAUCAGAAUUUUAUUUUACGUGCAAGCUUGUUAUGGACGAUUAGUGACUUUCCAGGUUAUGGAAUGCUAUCGGGCUGGAGUACAAAAGGCUACCUAGCCUGCCCUGUUUGUGCUUACGAGACGUCAUCACAAUAUUUGAAACAUAGCCGAAAAGUAUGCUAUAUGAAUCAUCGAAAAUUUCUAGAUUCCAACCAUAAAUGGAGAUCUGAUAAGAAAAGGUUCGAUGGUAAAGUUGAGAAAGGCGAAACCCCACCAGUUUUAACCGGCAGAUUUAUAGAGUUGGUGUUGGAUGGUUUCGAGAAUAAUUUUGGGUGUACGGGGAAGGGAAAAAGAAAAGUCAGCUGUGAGGUUAACCCUUGGAAUAAAAAGUCAAUUUUUUUUGACUUACCAUAUUGGGGUGAAAAUUCGAUACGGCAUAAUCUUGACGUCAUGCACAUUGAAAAGAAUAUAUGUGAUAGUAUUCUUGGCACUUUAUUAAAUAUAAGUGGCAAGACGAAAGAUCAUCUAAAUGCCCGAUUGGACUUGCAAGAAUUGGGUAUUAGAAAGGCACUUCAUCCUACCAAAUCCGCUGAUGGAAAGAAUUUUGAAAUGAAGGCAGCAAUCUUUGAUCUAACAAAGGAAGAGAAGGAUAUAUUUUGUUCUGUACUGCGAAAUGCUAAAUUACCGUACGGGUUUUCGUCUAAUAUAAGCAAGUGUGUGCAGGAUAGAAAGGUUGCGGGGUACAAAAGUCAUGAUGCGCAUAUUAUAAUGCAGUACCUUCUACAAAUAGCGGUUAAGAAGACAUUGAAGCCUGAGGUUGCAAUUCCAUUGAUUAGGCUUGGUGAAUUUAUGCGUAGCAUAUGUUCAAAAGUGAUUGAGGUGGAGGAUAUUAAAAAGCUUCAAAAACAGAUCAUUGAGAUAUUGUGCCAACUGGAGAUGAAUUUUCCACCUGCAUUCUUCGACAUCAUGGUGCAUUUACCAAUACAUCUCUGCAAUGAAAUUGAACUUGGUGGACCAGUCCACCAAAGAUGGAUGUAUUCCAUUGAGCGGUAUUUAGGUAAGUUGAAGCGAUAUGUUCGUAACAAGAGUAAGCCAGAAGGGUCUAUAGCAGAAGGUUAUUUGGCUGAUGAAUGCCUAAUAUUCUGUUCCAGAUUCCUAGGUGAUGAUAGUGUGUCGAAUGCAAUCAGAAAUGUAGAAGCCAGUGGGUAUCCUAUUGGUCUAGGGAAAAAUAAAGAUGGGAAAGCAUUUAAUUUGUGUGAAGAUACAUGGAUCUCUGCACAUCGUUACGUCUUAUUUAACUAUGAUGACCAGGAAGUGGAAAAACUAAUUGAGAAACACCGUGCUCUAUUUGACCAAAAUACAAAGUCCAAAAGGUAUAAAAGAGAAAGGGAUCACACUGGUGAAGUAUGUGAAUGGUUUAAGAAUGAAAUUGGUCAAAUGAAGGAUGUCACAAGAGAACUAGCAUCCUUAGCAAAAGGUCCCAAUCGGGCAGCCAAGCGGUUUAGUGGUUAUAUAGUAAAUGGCUAUAGGUUCCACACCAAGCGUAGAGAUCAAAAGUGCACUACACAAAAUAGUGGGGUUUAUUUAACAGCCUUAACCACUAGUUUUGCUAGUUCGAAGGACCAAAACCCAAAAACAGGGGAUGUUAAUUACUAUGGUUCGAUUGAAGAAAUAAUUGAACUUGACUAUUGGGGGGCUUUUACUGUUGUUUUGUUUAGGUGUACCUGGUAUGUAGACGAUAAGGAUUCCUUAGGUUUUACUCGCGUAAACUUCAACAGAGUUCGUCAAAAAGAUGACCCUUUCGUCAUGUCGACACAAGUCCAGCAGGUGUUCUAUAUUCAAGAUCCUACUGAACUGCAAUUUUAUUAUCCAAUUAAGAAGUUCUCGUCAGAGUCCUUUGAACAAGAUGAUAAAAAUUUAGCUGAAGAUGACAUAAACGGGAAAUUCACACGUGACAGUGAUUUUCAUUCAUUGCUAGAGGAACAAGAUACUGCGGUUAGCUGGUUCAGGGAUGAUGUCCCAUCAAAACAAAUUCCUAUUCCAGUUAUCCCAAUACUAGAUGAUUGUACCUUAGGUGUGGAUGACAACUGAUACAAUGACUUUUCACUUGCACCAUAAUGGCGAGUUCACAAAAGAAAAGUAUGUUGGUGGAUCAGUUAUUACUUAUGGGGACAUGGACCUCGAUCUGUUCUCAUACUCAGUACUGAUGGAGUGGGUCAAAGAACUUGGUUAU